Molecule: messenger RNA, 1119 nt
Organism: Juglans regia (Persian walnut)
Lineage: Eukaryota; Viridiplantae; Streptophyta; Magnoliopsida; Fagales; Juglandaceae
Exons: 4
Coding region: 143-1042 (299 amino acids)
Source: RefSeq, a predicted model, not a curated record
UUUGUCUUUUUCCUUUUUCGCCCAUAUCUUAGCUCCAUGCCCUUAUCGCACGCACUUUGCGCACGUUAGCCCGUCAUCUCCUCGCGGUUUCCCGGUCACCGAUCUCCGAUCACUGUUGCUCCAAGAGAGUACAGAAGGCAGGAUGUCUGCUGGACUUGAUGGAGUCACAGGUCGACCCAAGGCAGAGUGGACGCCUUCUCGUGAUGCCUAUUUGGUUGAGCUUUUUAUCGGGCAGCACAAUUGUGGGAGGACUGCUUACAAUGAAUUUAAAAAUGAAGUAAUUAGAUCUGUGACACGUGACUUCAACAAGAAAUUUGAUUUGAAUUUAGAAGAGAACCAGAUUAAGAACCGUUACAAUGUUAUGAAGAAAGAUUAUGGUGUUGUAAAAACCUUGCUUGGUCACGAUGGGUUUGGCUGGGAUGAAACUCGACAUAUGGUUGUAGCUGAUGAUAAAGUUUGGGAUAACUAUAUUGCGGUACGAAGCGAAGCACGACCAUUUCGACGAAAGAGCUUUCCUCUGUAUAAACAAAUGACAGUUAUUUUUGAAGGAGAGAGAUCUAACGGCAAAUACCAAUUACCAAGUGGAGUACCUGUGGCAACUGAAGAGGGAAAUAGCAACACAGAAACCGUGCGUUCUUCAGAGCCCAGUAACCUACCCACUCAAGUAGUUGACGGUACCCUUGAUUCAGAUUCAAUAAUUCACGUAAAUGAUAUGCAACCCAAGAAGCGUAAGUCCUUUGCUAUGACAGCAUUAGGUCGUAAGAAAAGAGCAUGCUAUGCCUAUAAAGCUGGGGAGACGAUUGAAAAUGCUUUGUACGAGAUUUUCUCAGCAGCCAAGUUCAAAGCUAUGCAAAGGAAUGCAUCGAAUGAAAACACAUUGUAUCAGAAGUGCCUGGAAGAUUUGCAGCAAUUGGAAGAGUUGGACGACACUGAGUUUACAAAGGCUGUUAAUGUUCUUAGGGAUGACAAAAAUGCAAUUGCAUUCAUGACAAUAAAAGGGCCCCGGCGUUUAACCUGGUUGAGGUCUCUAUGGCAAGCAUAGUUGCCUCCUAAAUGAAAUCGCUAUUCUAAAAAAAAAACUAGCAAAAAAAGAUACAACGUUUGAAGAGAUUGUAUUUU